Molecule: messenger RNA, 2158 nt
Organism: Pieris rapae (cabbage white)
Lineage: Eukaryota; Metazoa; Arthropoda; Insecta; Lepidoptera; Pieridae
Exons: 3
Coding region: 446-2158 (570 amino acids)
Molecular function (GO): RNA-DNA hybrid ribonuclease activity; nucleic acid binding
Source: RefSeq, a predicted model, not a curated record
AUUGACAAAUGACAUACCGCCAUCUUGGCGAAGUCAAAUAGUGCUGCCAUUUUUAAAACCGUCUAAGAUUCGAUCUGAUAUUAAAUCAUACCGUCCUAUAGUCUUGUCAUCGGUGAUAACAAAAGUUGUUGAACAUUUAAUUAAAAAUCGGCUUGAAUGGUAUAUAGAAAAUAAUAAAUAUCUGUCACCAACUCAGUUUGGAUUUCGAAAAGGUAAAAGUGUGUGUGACAAUUUAGGCAUAUUAGUCACGGACAUUCGUAAUGCUUUCUCAAAUAAAAAGUCAGUAGUCGCAGCUUUCUUGGAUAUUAAUUCGGCUUAUGAUAAUGUUUUGUUACAUAUUCUAAAAAGUAAAUUAGAUAAAUUAAAGGUUCCUUAUUUUUUAAAUAAUUUCAUUGUAAAUCUUCUAUCAGAGAGGAAAAUUAUUUUAGAUGUUGGCGGCCCUAACAUGCCUAGUAGGCUGGUAUGGAAGGGCUUGCCACAAGGGUCUGUGCUGAGUCCUUUAUUGUACAAUAUUUAUACACAUGACCUAGAAAACUCUAUCGGAGAUUCAGUUAGUAUAUUACAAUAUGCCGAUGACUUGGUUAUUUAUGCCUCUGAUAAGUCUGUAAGUAAUGCUGAACAACGUAUCUCGUCCUCUUUAUCUUUCCUAAAAUCUUGGAUGGAUGCAAAUGGCCUAGAUCUGUCUCCCUCAAAAAGUACCGUCGUACUUUUCACUAAAUCCAGAACUCCUCCCUCACCAACUAUAAGAUAUGAUUGCGAUAAUAUAUUACCCGUCAAUAAUCAAGUAAAGUUCUUAGGAGUUAUACUUGAUUCUAAACUAACAGGUCAACCACACUGCGAAUUUGUGGUUGGUAAAUGUGAGCGACACUUGAAUAUGCUGAGAUGUCUCAGUGGAGUUUGGUGGGGUGCUCACCCGGCCACAUUGAGGUUGGUAUAUAAUGCUGUCAUUAGAAGCGUUCUUGAUUUUGGGACCUUUUUCUUAGAUCCAGGUAAUGUAGCAGGCUUUAGAAAACUAGAUCUCAUACAGUCUAGGGCUUUGAGGAUUGUUUCUGGUGCUAUGAAAUCGAGCCCGGUUAAUGCUCUGCAAAUAGAAUGUUGUGACCCUCCAUUAAACUUAAGGCGUCAAUAUCUGUCAGAUAGAUUCAUUUUUAGAACUGUCCAGUUCCAUAAUCAUCCCCUCAUUUCCAAACUGGAAUCUCUUUCUCAAAAAUUACCCUCUUCACAUAAACCUUUACCUUGUCUAUUAAAAAGCUUUCUGAAAUUUAAACAAUUACAAGCCCCAACUCAUUCCUUUUAUAUACUUCCCCUAUUUAGCUCUUCUUAUGAUUCUCUACUUCUUUCUCCUGAGAUAUGCUUUUCUAUUGGCAUUGAAAAAUCUGAUUUUAAUGCCAAUGCAAACUUUAAUUCCAAUGUCAAUAUGAAAUGGCCUAACUGGCAUCAAAUGUAUACAGAUGCUUCUAAACACUCCAAUGGGUGUGUUGGUGUUGGAGUGUACCACAAACAGUACAACAUAGUUCAGAAAAUUAAAUUACCUCCAGAAUCAUCGGUCUUUACCGGUGAAUGUUUUGGACUACUAAAAGCUCUUGAAUAUGUGCUGUGUUUCAAACUCAAAAAAACCGUUGUAUUUACCGAUUCCUUAAGUGCAUUACAGAGCUUAGCAAAAUUUUCACUUAAACUAAACCCAUUCUUUCAUGUUAUAUUUGAAUGUAGGAGAAAGCUGUUGCAAUGCCAAUUACACAAAUAUUUAGUAUCAUUUUGUUGGAUACCUAGUCACUGUGGUAUCUCUGGAAAUGUGAAAGCUGACAGUUUGGCUAACAGUGCUACUGUGACCGGUGACGUAUACCCGUACAAGAAUUUUGGCCAUGAUCUUGCUGCUUUGCCCGGCAUAUAUCUCCACAAAUCGUGGAGAUAUAUGCCGUUAUAUAUGUGUUGGGAAAAGAACGGCCGGAUUAAGGGUCGUUUCUUGUAUGCUAUACAGUCUUCCGUUCCCAGGAAGCCGUGGUUUUCCAAAUUGUCGCUUGGUAAAACUGCUACUUCUACUAUAAUCCGUAUGCGUCUGGGACAUAACAGCCUUCCAGUUCAUUUGCACAAACUCGGUAUCGUAACUAGUACCGCCUGUAUUUCUCAAUUUCCACCUACAAGUGGACUUGAGAAAUGA